AUGGCUCAAGGCCGAGAGGAAUCCCUCUCGGCCUUGGAAAUUUGUACAGUCUCAAGCGUCGGAGGAAUUCCUCCAACCUUGAGGCAAAGCUCACACCGCCGGGAGGAAGCCCUCCCGGCGAGCCUCUCGUCGGGAGGGAUUACCAGCUUCAAUAAAAAGGGCCUCCUCAACCUCAUGAGCACGCUCCAAGUGAUCAAGAAUUGGAAGUCUCAGGUCUUGCUCAUCGACCAGUUCUUGAACAUCGACCUCCUCGAACAAAUCGAUCUCCUCUUGAACAAUCGCAAACAAGUGUUGGGGAAGGCGGAUGUGGAUCAUAAAGGCUCAGAUAACGAGCUCGAGGCGUUCUCAAAGAAGGAGAUCCUAGAUCGAAUCGAUGAUGAUAGAGAACGAGUUGAGUCUCCCGCCCCACAAGCGGCUUCGCGAGCGAAUCUGGGUCCUCCCGAUCCCCUUGAUUGCGACUCUGUCGCCGAAGCCGACGCCGAAUGCGCAUCAUCCGGCGACGACCUACACCUACCAUCGCUCGGCGACGCUCCUUCACACCUCGUUGUUGUCGGCCGGCACAGGCGCCGAUCGACGGUCGGCCCGCACAUCAAAUCCGACCUCACUAUCUCCCUCGAAUGCGACCAGUUAAUUCAGGCUAAUCUCGAAGAUACCGGGCCCGAUGGGCUCGAAGAUCUCAAUCGGAUCGCUAUCAUACAUAUGUAUGUAGCUCCAACGAGGAGCCAUCUCUUGGCUCGCAUUGACGAUCGGAUUGGGGUCUGGAGACUGGAGCUGUCCAAAAAAUGCAAGUUUUGCGGAGACGGCUUGUUGUACCCCUUGUUGGGAGGAAUCCCUCCCGACGAGAGGGUGUACAACCCAUCUCGUUGGGAGGAAUCCCUCCCGACGAGAGGGUGUACAACCCAUCUCGUUGGGAGGUCUCCCUCCCGACGAGAGGGUUUACAACCCAUCUCGUUGGGAGGAAUCCCUCCCAACGAGAUGGGCUUAAGACCAGCUCAUCGGGAGGGUUUCCUCCCGAUGAGCUGGACUAUGGGCCGUCAGGGUUCAAACGAAGCGAAUCCCUGUAGGACCCAGGCCUGGGUCCUACAGGGAUCUUCAAGGCCAUCGGCCAAGGUUUGA
This is a messenger RNA of Puccinia graminis f. sp. tritici CRL 75-36-700-3, 1116 nucleotides long. RefSeq lists its product as uncharacterized. The coding region runs from base 1 to 1116 and encodes 371 amino acids. Gene Ontology annotation, cellular component: CTDK-1 complex. The record is from RefSeq and is a predicted model, not a curated record. Lineage: Eukaryota; Fungi; Basidiomycota; Pucciniomycetes; Pucciniales; Pucciniaceae. The transcript is spliced from 3 exons. Gene Ontology annotation, biological process: positive regulation of DNA-templated transcription, elongation; positive regulation of transcription by RNA polymerase I.